CCGAGGUUCUGGUCAGUGUCAUGUUAUGCACAGUGUGAACUCUGUAUAGCACGUUUCCAGCCGUAUCGCCUCAAUUUUGGUAUUUUGCUCUUUUAUGAUGUCACAAAAUCAAAUUCAACUUCAUUUUUUGUUCCCCUUUAUAAACAGGUAGAUCACAGGACGAUGAAAAGAAUACAGACCAAUCAUGGCGGGAAGUUUAUCCCCGAACAACGUCCCUGGUCAUCAUUACUCAAAACAGCACGAUGAAGAUCCUCACAACGGUCUUAAACAUGGGGAGGAAGUGAACGACAGUCCAAUCGAGCAAGUCCGGCUGACGGUUCCGAUCACCGAUGACCCAACCUUGCCGGCGCUGACGUUCCGCACAUGGGUCCUGGGGAUUAGUUCCUGCGUGUUCUUGGCUUUCCUCAACCAGUUUUUCGGCUACCGUUCCAAUGCUCUGUCCAUCACCUCUGUUUCGGCUCAGAUUCUGGUCCUGCCGCUGGGGAAGCUGAUGGCUGCCUCGCUUCCAGAAACCAGGAUCAAACUGCCCUUCACGCGCUGGUCGUUUUCGCUGAAUCCAGGACCCUUCAAUUUGAAAGAGCACGUGCUGAUCACCAUUUUCGCCAACUGUGGAGCCGGUGGGAUUCUGGCGCUCGGUAUUGUUACUGCCGUCAAGGCGUUUUACCACAGAAAGAUUCAUAUCAUGGCCGCUUUGCUCCUCGUCCAGACCACUCAGUUACUUGGGUAUGGAUGGGCUGGAAUGUUCAGAAAAUUCCUGGUGGAUUCACCUCACAUGUGGUGGCCUUCAAACCUCGUCCAAGUCUCUCUUUUCAGGGCGCUACAUGACAAGGAGAAGAGAUCAUCAGGAGGGCAAACCAGGCUGCAGUUCUUCACCCUCGUGUUCGUGUCGAGCUUCGCUUACUACAUAGUUCCAAGCUACUUAUUCCCUUCGAUCUCGACGCUUUCAUUCAUGUGCUGGAUAUGGAAGAACUCCAUCACUCCUCAGCAGAUCGGGUCGGGGCUGAACGGGCUCGGGAUUGGCUCGUUCGGUCUCGAUUGGUCGACUGUGGCUGGGUUCCUGGGGAGUCCUCUGGCUACUCCACUGUUUGCCAUCCUCAAUACAAUGGCGGGGUUCUUCCUGUUCGUUUAUGUCAUCCUUCCAAUUGCAUACUGGAACAACGCAUUCAGCUCCAGGAGGUUCCCCAUGAUUUCUCAGCAGACGUUUGACAGUUCUGGACAAUUGUACAACAUUACCAGGAUUAUCAACGAGAGGGAGUUCGACAUCAACCUCGGCGAAUACGAAAGUUACAGCAAGCUCUAUCUCAGCGUCACUUUUGCUUUUGUGUAUGGGUUCAGUUUUGCAUCUCUGGUCUCGUCGAUUACACAUGUUGCGCUCUUUGAUGGGAAAUCAAUUUGGGACCUGUGGAAGAAGACUUCAGCAGGAAGCAAAGAGCAAGACACAGAUGUUCACACAAGACUGAUGAAGAAGAACUACGAAUCUGUUCCGCAAUGGUGGUUUCUAGCAAUUGCAGCAGUGUCCUUUGCACUUUCUCUGUUUACCAUUGAAGGGUUUGGUGGACAGCUGCAGCUUCCAUGGUGGGCGCUCCUUUUGGCUUGUGGGAUCUCCCUCAUCUUCACCUUGCCUAUUGGGAUAAUUCAGGCCACAACAAAUCAGCAAAUGGGCAUAAAUGUGAUCACAGAGUUGAUCAUAGGGUAUAUGUACCCUGGAAAGCCUCUGGCUAACGUGGCAUUCAAGGCAUAUGGCUACAUUAGCAUGUCACAAGCUCUGAGUUUCUUAGCAGACUUCAAAUUAGGGCACUACAUGAAAAUUCCUCCGAAAUCCAUGUUCCUGGUCCAGACAGUAGGGACGAUUGUCGCUUCAACAGUCCGUUUCGCGACAACAUGGUGGCUUCUGUCAAGCGUCCAGAACAUCUGCGACACGACGAAGCUCCCCAAGGGCAGUCCAUGGACGUGUCCAGGAGACAGCAUCUUCUACAACGCUUCGAUCAUCUGGGGAGUGAUCGGUCCUCUCAGGAUCUUCAACGUCAAGGGGAACUACGCCAAGAUGAACUGGUUCUUCAUGAUCGGCAUCCUGGCCCCGAUCCCAGUGUGGCUCCUGUCGCGCAAAUACCCCGAAAAGAAGUGGCUCCGACUGAUCCACAUGCCCAUCUUCAUAUCGGGCAUGGGCGGUCUGCUGCCCGCGAAGCCAGUUCACUACCUGUCGUGGGGAGCGGUCGGGAUUUUCUUCAACUACUACGUUUACAAGAAGUACAAGGGGUGGUGGGCUAGACAUACAUACAUUCUCUCUGCUGCAAUGGAUGCUGGUGUUGCUUUCAUGGCUGUAAUGGUGUACUUCACUCUGCAGAGCAAGAACAUCUAUGGCCCGCAGUGGUGGGGUUUGGAAGCCGAUGAUCACUGUCCUCUGGCGAAAUGCCCUACAGUUCCUGGGAUUGUUGUGCCUGGAUGCCCUGCAGUUUAUUGAUAUCACUGGAUUGGAAGAUGAAGUGCAUUGGCUGUAGUGAUCCACAUGUUGUGUAAUGUGAUUCUUUAUUGGAAAUGGGAAGUUGGAUUCUGUAUAUGGUCGACCAAAUGGUUAUAUCAUUCAAGAACAAGUUGCUCUUAGGGGUGUCAGUUCGGGUAGGGUGCGGUUACUCAAACCGAACUCGAAAAUUUGACCCGUAAUUACUGAAAAUCGAAUUCGAUAAGGAAUUUUGAUUUUUCGGUUACCCGAAACUCAAAAAUUUCUUAUCGGGUUUCGAUUCAGUUAAAGCAAAAUCGUAACCCGAAAAACCCGAACGCCUAAGAAUACGGGCUGAAUGCUAUUCCUUGAAGGUUUUUAGCUGAACCCCGAAAAAACUGAUAAGCAAAACCAAACCGAAAACCCGAAACAAAUCCGAACCCCAAACACUAACAAUUAUUAUUAUUAUUAGAAUUAUUAAGGCCUAAGUUAUUUUUACUGUUGCAUAAGUUAAAUGAGUACCGUAUCGCCAGUUCGACCAAAAAAACCUCCUACCGGAUGCGAAAUCUGUAGGCAGUAUUUAACGGUAUGAAACGUUUCAACCACGAUUUUAAUAAAAAAUAUCAUACCGCUGACUUUUCCCGUCCGAUACGAUAUUUCAAUCAUUGGUUCUUGUUUGAACCUAAUUGAGUGUAGGAGUGAGGUUCGGGAAAACGGGCCGAGAAGAGUAAGCAAUGAGAAUCUGCUGUGGAUUGAAGAACAAAGGAAAGGGAGAAUGAGACCGAGAGAGCUGUAUCUUAGAGAGAGAAGUUGGUCGUUUUUAGAGAUAGAGCCUGAAAAAUCCGAUCCCCUCACCCACCAGAGUAAAUGCCAUAUUUAUAGGCUACAUGGUGGUGGGUGAGUUACAUGGUGACAUGACUACUGACAUGUCAGAGGUUUAGACUACACCUCUACCUAGGACAAGGACAUUUAGUCCAUCAUUAUACCUAGGACUAUGAUGGUGACCACUCUUCGGGGAGCGCGGCGUCGUUUUCAUGGUUUGUUGGUCUAGUCAACGCUAGACUCAAACGUCGUCGUUCGGUGUUCGGGCCGCAGCUUUGGUCGCGUCGGUGCUAACGCGCCUGAUAGGGGUGGGCAUCGGUACGGUUCGAACCGCACCGCACCGUAUAGUUAUAAACCGCACCACGCCGCAUAUUAAUUGGACCGCACCGUAUGGUGGACCGCAAUGUAAUCGGUGCGAUUAAACCUAACCGCAUAGAUUAGCGGUUUGGUGCGGUUUAGACCGCAACCGCAAGUUGGACCGCAAAGUGCUCCCACCAAUUACGAAGUUGGAAAAAGAAUAAAAAAGAGCAGUGGAGUUGGAAAGAACAAAGAAGAGGCAUGACACUGAGAACCAGUAGUGAAAGCCUUGUAUCAGCAGCAAUGAAAACAUGCCACGGUA
Molecule: messenger RNA, 3878 nt
Organism: Linum trigynum
Lineage: Eukaryota; Viridiplantae; Streptophyta; Magnoliopsida; Malpighiales; Linaceae
Source: the annotation of a GenBank genome assembly